Molecule: messenger RNA, 1566 nt
Organism: Dermacentor andersoni
Lineage: Eukaryota; Metazoa; Arthropoda; Arachnida; Ixodida; Ixodidae
Source: RefSeq, a predicted model, not a curated record
AUGAAACUAGUAGGCAAAGGAAAAUUGAGAAAGGACACAAGGCGUGCUGCGCGAGUGCGGGGUGUGGCAACUCGGGGAGCCAGCACGAGGGCGAAAUUUUUCCGUUUUCCAGCGGACGAGAGGCUCCAGCCGAAGGCCAGUUCGCCGUGCUUCGGUUGCCUGGAGCAUUUGGCCUCGCUGCAGACGGCUGCGGACAGGUGCAUUUGGCGUCUCUGGAAGCAUUCGGCCAGGUACGACAAACUACGCCUGGAUCAUCUGAAGAAGGCCGGCUUGCAGAGUUGCACACCUAUCUUUCAGGGGACGCUGCCUGCUGGUGUUCAACCCGACCCUGACAAGAUUCGCGCUGUCCAGCACUUUCCUGUUGCGUCUUCCGCCGCAGAAGAAAACGGAUACACGGAUACACGGAAAGCCAGCCACACCAGAAAAAUGCGCGGCCACAUGCGAGGAGGUCCUUCUCGGCCUGCAUUGCUUCUUUGUGGUCACCACCUUUUGCCAGCAAUUUGCAAAAGACACGCCUGCCUCAAAUUGGUCUAUUCAUCCGAUGACCCGUUCUUCAUACCCGGCCGGCCAACUUGUGCAAGGCAAAAUAAACAAGGAAAAAAAUAUCUGACCAUCCUGGCGGAAGCAAGCACAAGAAGAGAGGCCCUGCGAUCCUAUUCUGCGCAGCUUUGUAAAGACCGUCCCAUCCUGAUGUUGACCGUCUGUCUCAAGUCUGGUUUUGUCUCACUUGCUUCCUCCUGAUAAUUGAAAAAAAAAUACGAGUGUCGUAUGCACGCCGCCCUUUGGUGCCCUGGUUUGGCUUCCCGAAAUAAAUUGGCACUCCGCCACGUAUUCCCCCGUCCCCACGAAUAUUUUCUUUUCAUUGCUUGGUAAACACUGAGAGCCCAGGAAGGAGGGCGGGGAGCACUAGGGAAGCGUAUGGCGUGUAGCUUAAAGUGGGACAAAUAUUAAACGAGCAGGGCCGGCAGUGCUGCUCUGGUAAGAGCGAAGACGGGUGAAUCUGCCACACAUUUAAAAAAAAUAAUAAAAAACGGUAAAUGGAGAGUUUGAUUGCUGGGUGCUGAAACACUGUCAAAAAAAUUACUCGCUGUAGCGCAGUUUUCAGUGAGGGUCCAUGCUUGGGCAGUUCCCGAUUCGUACCUCCCCGAUUCGUACAAAAAAGUAUCCGCUCGAAUAGAGUGCAACAGAGGCACGGGGAUGAAAAUCUUCAGAGAAGCCAGGUUUUGGUCUGGCAUUUUCUUUUUUUUUUUUAGAACAUUAUGCACCAUAUAACGUAUUGCAUUAGUAUUGAAAUACUGUAGAUGUCAACUUCAGUAACCUCAAAUCGGAAACAUGCCCGUUAAAAGUAAAGUCCGCCAUCCCGGUCCUGCAAAAAUGGAUGUUCAACGAAGCUUUAGAAAACCACCACUACAACUGCUGAGGGGGGUAUGCAAUGCUUUAUCACUUUAGAGUAAUGGUAGGAAUGGGAGUAAUGGUAAUUUUGACAGCACGCCGCCGCCCAUAGUGGUGCUACAAAGCCAUCGAAAUCAUUUGCUAGGCUGUUUAUUUUAUAUACGAAAAGCUAGG